Messenger RNA from Nicotiana tabacum (common tobacco), 3876 nucleotides. RefSeq names its product TNF receptor-associated factor homolog 1a-like. Gene Ontology annotation, molecular function: protein binding. Lineage: Eukaryota; Viridiplantae; Streptophyta; Magnoliopsida; Solanales; Solanaceae. The record is from RefSeq and is a predicted model, not a curated record.
UUUCCGCCUCUGUUCUGCUGCUUCUUCCACCUCUCAAAUCUCUCUCUCUCUCUCUCUCUUUAUUUCUUUUUCACAGCUUCCAUUGACAAAAGCUUUGUUCUUUUGCUUCAGGUGAAGCUUUUAAUAAUUUGGUGGGAGUUGUGGGGUGAGAAUGGCUUCAAGUGCAUCUGAGGAAGCUGGUACGGGGCGGUCGUUGGAGGGAGUGUCAAAUGGCCAGCAGAGAUGCCAAUCUAGUGAAGCGUUGGCCGAAUGGAGGUCUUCGGAGCAGUUGGAGAAUGGAACUCCGUCCACAUCGCCUCCUUACUGGGAUAGUGAUGAUGAUGAAGAUGCUGGACCUAAACCUUCCGAGCUUUAUGGGAAAUAUACCUGGAAGAUUGAUAAGUUUUCACAAAUUAACAAGAGAGAACUUCGGAGUAAUGCAUUUGAGGUCGGAGGCUUCAAAUGGUAUAUUUUGAUUUACCCUCAAGGAUGCGAUGUCUGCAAUCAUCUCUCUUUGUUUCUGUGUGUGGCUAAUCAUGACAAGCUCCUUCCAGGUUGGAGUCAUUUUGCUCAAUUCACUAUUGCUGUGGUGAACAAAGAUCCUAAGAAAUCCAAGUAUUCAGAUACAUUACAUCGUUUCUGGAAGAAAGAGCAUGAUUGGGGUUGGAAAAAGUUUAUGGAGCUUUCAAAAGUUUUAGAAGGGUUUAUUGAUGCUGAUACCCUCAUAAUUAAAGCUCAAGUUCAAGUUAUCAGGGAGAGAGCGGAUCGUCCCUUUCGUUGCCUUGACUGUCAAUAUAGGAGGGAGCUUGUUAGAGUAUAUUUGACCAAUGUUGAACAGAUUUGCCGCCGUUUUGUUGAAGAGCGGAGAGGAAGACUUGGAAAGUUGAUAGAGGAUAAAGCUAGAUGGUCGAGUUUCUGUGCUUUUUGGCUGGGAAUGGACCAAAAUUCUAGGUGCUGCAUGUCUCGGGAGAAAUCAGAUUCGAUUUUGAAAGUGAUUGUCAAGCACUUCUUCAUUGAAAAAGAGGUUACAUCUACUCUGGUGAUGGACUCUUUGUACAGUGGGCUUAAGGCUAUUGAAGGCCAUACUAGAGGCAAGAAAGGUAAGGGGAAAUAUUUGGAUGCAGAAGAACAACUCGUUCCUAUUGUUCGUUUGGAUGAAGACAUGUUUGUCUUGGUCGAUGAUGUCUUGCUAUUGCUUGAGAGGGCUGCCUUGGAACCGCUGCCUCCAAAGGAUGAGAAAGGUCCCCAGAACCGUACAAAGGAUGGUGCUUCAGGAGAAGACUUCAACAAAGAUUCCAUUGUGCGUGACGAGAGGCGCCUAACUGAACUAGGUCGUCGAACAAUUGAGAUAUUUGUCCUUGCACAUAUUUUCAGUAAAAUUGAGGUCGCAUAUCAGGAAGCUGUUGCUUUAAAGAGGCAAGAAGAGCUCAUCCGUGAAGAAGAGGCUUCUUGGCUGGCUGAAACUGAGCUGAAAGCUAAAAAAGCGUCUGACAAGGAAAAGAAGUCAAAGAAAAAGCAGGGUAAACAGAAAAAGAAUAAUCGCAAAACAAAGGAUAAGGGGAGGGAUGAGAAAAUUUGUGUUAUCGAGCAAGAGAAGGCUGAACGAGAUGGGUGUAUCGGUGAUGGAAAUGACUAUGAGACUGAGGAGCCAGAGGCAGCAUUGGGAAAAACAGAUAUACUGGAAGAUGUUUCGGACAUUUCUGAUUCAGUUGAUUGUGUCCCAGAAGCAAACCAUCCUGAUUUUGAGGACAGAGGCGCAAGUCCUGUCAACUGGGAUACUGACACCUCUGAAAUGCGUCCUUCAACAGAAACUAGCUGCAGUGGAUUGAGUGGCCUUUCAUCUGUACAGAAUGGAAUUUCAGGAAAAAGUCUUUCUGUUAUGGAUGAUAGUUCAUCAACGUGUUCUACUGACUCAGUCCCUUCAGCAGCUACGAAUGCGCCUUACAGAGGGACUUCGAACCAUAAAAACCAGAAAUCACCCAGCAGAGUGGCUAACCACAGAAGCAAAUCAACCAGUAAUGCAGCUGACUGCGCUAGUGAAACGCAUAGUCAGCCAGUAGAUGCUCUUCCAGAUGCAGGGCGGCUGAGUGAUACAGCUGUAAGUUAUGGGCCAACUAGAUCCGAGUCUCAGGCUAUUGCGCAUUCGCACGAGCAGGAAGUGGUGAAGAAGAAAAUAGUAGUUUCACAGCAGAGAAAGCUGACAGAGGCUGAUACACAGAGACCUCUCUUGGAGAAGCCACAUGUCAUGUCUCCUCCUAGAAGCCCUCCAAAAAGUGCAGCAUCUGCCGUUCAGUCGAAGUCAGAACUAAAGGUCUCGGUCACAAGUGAUCCAAAUUUUGUUAAAAGAUUGUCUUUGGAAAGUCCUAAGCUGACUCAUAAAUCGACAACGUUGGCUAAUUCAGCUGAAACUGCUGUGUUGUCGAAGGCUGAUCCUCAUAAAGUUUUAGAACGACACGCGGCAGAGAAGCCUUCGGUGCAUUCAGUAUCUAUUACACCUCAGAACUUCCAAUCUCGUCAAGUGACUUCCUCUGCGACAACUGAAAAACCCAAAUCACAAGUUCCUGCCCUGUCCAGACCCUUGAGUGCUCCUGUAGUACCUGGGCCUAGGCCUGCUACCCCUGUUGUUUCCAUGGUUCCGGCAUCGCCAUUACUGGCCCGUUCAGUGAGUGCAGCUGGUCAAUUGGGCUCUGACCCGUCACCAGCAACACACAGUUAUGUUCCUCAGUCCUAUCGAAAUGCAAUUGUGGGCAAUCCUGUUUCUGGAAGUUCGGCUGGUUUUAGUCAACCCUAUUCUCCAAGUCCAGUGGUUAACAGUUCACAGUCAUAUCCUCAAUCACCUUCACUGAUUUCUGGGCCGUCAUUUUUACCACAAGGCUCAGAAAGAAUAGAACCUAGUUGUAUCAGACCAAGUUUUUCAUAUGGAAUGAUGAAUCAUGAUACCCUCCAGAAUGGACUGCAAUGGGAGAGUUCCCAGAGGGACAGCAGGAGUAUGUCCCGGGACCAUGCUUCUAUGAGAAACGAGUUUCAAAACUUUGAUUUGUUCAAGCCUGUAAACAGCAGAACACAUGAUCAUAUCCCAUCCGAGUUUCCAGCCUGCACGUCUGGACGCCAGUCUCAAAGUGCACUGGCCGAUGAAUUUCCACAUCUUGAUAUCAUCAACGACUUGCUUGAUGAUGAGCAUGGAAUUGGAAGGACUUCGAUGCCCAACACAGGCUUUCAUCAAAGUUAUAACAAUGGGUCACACCAUCUGAAUCGGCAUUUCUCUUUCCCUGGUGAUAUUGGGAUGCCUGCUGCUGAUCUAGGUCCCUCAACAAGUUCCUGUAGAUUUGAGCGAACACGAAGUUAUCAUGAUGAAAUCCAGCAUAGUUUUUCCGGAGGCCCUUUUGAUAGUGUUAAUAGGGAUAUGAUUCGGCAGCCUAAUCCACGGUUUAUAAGUGGGCAGAUUGAUGGUUUAGUUCCUAACCAGUGGCAAAUGAUGGGUUCUGAUCCAUCAUUUCUUGGAAUGAGGAAUGUGGAAAAUGAUCCUAGUUACCCAUAUCACGUUCCUGACUACUCGAACGUGGCUUGUGGAGUAAAUGGCUAUGGAGUAUAUAGGCCUCCAAAUGGUCUUUGACUAGUUCAGCUCUAUCGAUGGGGCGGAGCAUAGGCCAUUAGUGUUUAGGCUGUAUUCCGUUAUAAUAAUGUACUGGAGGAGAGUGUGGUCGUUGGAGUUGCGGAGGAGGUUGUAAUCCUCUGGCAAGGAAACAUUUUGUAAAGAGUGAUUCUGCCUUUCUUGGUUUCCAUUUUUAUUAGCUUUGAAAAUGUGGCUUUUUUAUCACCCCAAUUGGGGGAUCUGAUGUUUAGAAGUUUGGCCUUCUAUUUCUUGAAGUCUGGUAAUAUGGUCCUUUUUUCUCUCCA